AUGGCGAAUUCACAAGACAGAGAUGUAGAGAAUAGUAUUCCUAGAGAUGGUGCAGGCAAAGGUCAGAACCAUGUGGAGAAUUUGGCAAGGGGAUACGGAUUGAAAGAUCCAAAUAGCGAGAUCGAAGAAGAGAGAUGGAAGCUGAUCAAAGAUCGCAUAAUCUCCAAGGGUGGUGUAGUUGUAGCCGAACAUCUUGCUCCGUUUCUUGAUCCUCUACCAAAAAGGGUGUUGCAUGAGGAAGCAUACAUGUUUCCUGUUCUUAUCAAAUUCCAAGGCCGUCCUGUGAUGGAUGAUCAAUCUGGUCAUGUUCUCUACCACUUUGAAUCCCUGAAUGGGGCUAGUGGUGAAGGAAGAGCUUUCUUUACUUGGUCGAAUGGAGGAAGAGUUCCUGAUGGUAAGUUUUUGGAGGAGAAGAAGUGGGACUGGUGGAAUUUGCAAGAUUUUUGCUUGACAUUGGUGCAAACUGUAGUUCUUGGACUAUUUGCGAGAUGGGUAUAUAAUGCUCUUCACAGUGAGUCACCUUCUGGUUUUGUCAAGUAUUUUAUCGCCGAUGUUCCAGUAAUUCCGAUUCUUCACUUUGUCUUGACUUUUUGGGUGGUAGUGGGAAUUUUCCAGUUACUGUUUUGCGUCUUUUAUCCGAUCAUGAAAAAUGUUGGUGUCAAUAAAAGAAACGGAGCAAGACAGCAGGCUGCUCUAAAGCUUCAAUCCCCGAAUGAACAACUACGAACAAAGCUGCAACACCACGCUUAG
Messenger RNA from Fragaria vesca subsp. vesca, 750 nucleotides. RefSeq lists its product as uncharacterized. The coding region runs from base 1 to 750 and encodes 249 amino acids. NCBI's taxonomy places the organism in Eukaryota, Viridiplantae, Streptophyta, Magnoliopsida, Rosales, Rosaceae. The record is from RefSeq and is a predicted model, not a curated record. The transcript has a single exon.